This is a messenger RNA of Microcebus murinus (gray mouse lemur), 5447 nucleotides long. The record is from RefSeq and is a predicted model, not a curated record. Lineage: Eukaryota; Metazoa; Chordata; Mammalia; Primates; Cheirogaleidae.
AUGGCGGAAUACUUGCUGGCGGGGGCAGAUAUCAUUGAGACAAAUACUUUUAGCAGCACCAGUAUUGCCCAAGCUGAUUAUGGCCUUGAACACUUGGAAAAACCUUACAGCCUGUUGAUUCACAACAAAAAGAUUGAGUCAUUUAAAUUUUACACUUGUUUUUCUUUUCCCAAAGGAAUUAAGAGGUUUGUGGCAGGAGCUCUGGGCCCAACUAAUAAGACACUCUCUGUGUCCCCAUCUGUGGAAAGACCAGAUUACAGGAACAUCACGUUUGAUGAACUUGUUGAAGCAUAUGAAGAGCAAGCCAAAGGACUUCUGGACGGUGGGGUUGAUAUCUUACUGAUUGAAACGAUUUUUGAUACUGCCAAUGCCAAGGCAGCCGUGUUUGCACUCCAGAAACUUUUUGAAGAAAAGUACGCUCCCCGGCCUGUCUUUAUUUCAGGAACGAUUGUUGAUAAAAGUGGGCGGACUCUCUCGGGACAGACAGGAGAGGCAUUUGUUGUCAGCGUGUCCCAUGCAGACCCUCUCUGCAUUGGAUUAAAUUGUGCUCUGGGUGCAGCUGAAAUGAGACCCUUUAUUGAAACCAUUGGAAAAUGUACAACAGCCUAUGUCCUCUGCUAUCCCAAUGCAGGUCUUCCCAACACCUUUGGUGACUAUGAUGAAACGCCUUCUAUGAUGGCCAAACACCUGAAGAACUUUGCUAUGGAUGGCUUGGUCAAUAUAGUUGGUGGAUGCUGUGGUUCGACACCAGAUCAUAUCAGGGAAAUUGCCAAAGCUGUGAAAGAUUGUAAGCCUAGAGUUCCACCUGCCACUGUUUUUGAAGGACAUAUGUUACUAUCUGGUCUAGAGUCCUUCAAGAUUGGACCGUACACCAACUUUGUUAACAUUGGAGAGCGCUGUAACGUUGCAGGAUCAAGGAAGUUUGCUAAACUCAUCAUGGCAGGAAACUAUGAAGAAGCCCUGGGUAUUGCCAAGGCGCAGGUGGAAAUGGGAGCCCAGGUGCUGGAUGUCAACAUGGAUGAUGGCAUGUUAGAUGGUCCCAGUGCAAUGACCAGAUUUUGCAACUUAAUUGCCUCCGAGCCUGACAUUGCCAAGGUGCCCUUGUGCAUUGACUCUUCCAAUUUUGCUGUGAUCGAAGCUGGGUUAAAGUGCUGCCAAGGGAAGUGCAUUGUCAAUAGCAUCAGUCUGAAGGAGGGCGAGGAGGACUUCUUGGAGAAGGCCAGGAAGAUUAAGAAGUUUGGAGCUGCUGUGGUAGUCAUGGCUUUUGAUGAAGAAGGGCAGGCAACAGAAACAGACACCAAAAUCAGCAUCUGCACUCGGGCCUACCAUCUACUUGUGAAAAAACUGGGCUUUAAUCCAAAUGAUAUCAUCUUUGACCCUAAUAUCCUAACCAUUGGUACUGGGAUGGAGGAACACAACUUGUAUGCUAUUAAUUAUAUCCAUGCAACAAAAGUCAUUAAAGACACGUUACCUGGAGCCAGAGUAAGUGGAGGUCUUUCCAACUUGUCGUUCUCCUUCCGAGGAAUGGAAGCCAUUCGAGAAGCAAUGCAUGGGGUUUUCCUGUACCACGCAAUCAAGUUUGGGAUGGACAUGGGGAUAGUGAAUGCUGGAAGCCUCCCUGUGUACGAUGAUAUCCAUAAGGACCUUCUGCAGCUCUGUGAAGAUCUCAUCUGGAAUAAAGACCCUGAGGCCACUGAGAAGCUCCUACGUUACGCCCAGACGCAUGGCAAAGGAGGGAAGAAAGUCAUCCAGACUGAUGAGUGGAGGAGCAGCCCCGUGGAAGAGCGCCUGGAGUACGCCCUUGUGAAGGGCAUUGAAAAACAUAUUGUUGAAGAUACUGAGGAAGCCAGGUUAAACCAGGAAAAAUAUCCCCGACCUCUGAAUAUAAUUGAAGGACCCCUGAUGAAUGGCAUGAAAAUUGUUGGUGAACUUUUUGGAGCUGGAAAAAUGUUUCUACCUCAGGUUAUAAAGUCAGCCCGGGUCAUGAAGAAGGCUGUUGGCCACCUCAUCCCCUUCAUGGAAAAAGAAAGAGAAGAAACCAGAGUGCUUAAUGGCACAGUGGAGGAAGAGGACCCUUACCAAGGCACCAUCGUGCUGGCCACCGUCAAAGGAGACGUGCACGACAUAGGCAAGAACAUCGUUGGGGUCGUCCUUGGCUGCAAUAAUUUCAGAGUUAUUGAUUUAGGAGUCAUGACCCCCUGCGAUAAGAUACUGCAAGCCGCUAUUGACCACAAAGCAGAUAUAAUUGGCCUGUCAGGACUCAUCACUCCUUCCCUGGAUGAAAUGAUUUUUGUCGCCAAGGAAAUGGAGAGGUUAGCUAUAAAGAUCCCAUUGUUGAUUGGAGGAGCGACUACUUCAAGAACCCACACCGCUGUUAAAAUAGCUCCGAGAUACAGUGCGCCUGUAAUCCACGUCCUGGACGCAUCCAAGAGUGUGGUGGUGUGUUCUCAGCUGUUAGAUGAAAACCUAAAGGAUGAAUACUUUGAGGAAAUCAUGGAAGAAUAUGAAGAUAUUAGACAGGACCAUUAUGAGUCCCUCAAGGAGAGGAGAUACUUACCCUUAAGUCAAGCCAGAAAAAAUGGUUUCCAUAUCGAUUGGCUGUCUGAGCCUCAGCCAGUGAAGCCCACGUUUAUUGGAACCCAGGUCUUCGAAGACUAUGACCUGCAGAAGCUGGUGGGCUAUAUCGACUGGAAGCCUUUCUUCGAUGUCUGGCAGCUCCGGGGAAAGUACCCGAAUCGAGGCUUUCCCAAGAUAUUUAACGACAAAACAGUAGGUGAAGAGGCCAAAAAGGUCUAUGAUGAUGCCCAAAAUAUGCUGAACACACUGAUUAGCCAAAAGAAGCUCCAAGCCCGGGGCGUGGUUGGAUUCUGGCCGGCGCAGAGCGUCCAAGACGACAUUCACCUGUAUGCGGAGGGCGCCCCGCCCCCGGCUGCACAGCCCAUAGCCACCUUUUAUGGGUUAAGGCAGCAGGCGGAGAAGGACUCCGCCAGCACGGAGCCCUACCACUGCCUCUCGGAUUUCGUCGCGCCCCUGCAUUCCGGCGUCCGUGACUACCUGGGGCUGUUUGCCGUCGCCUGCUUUGGGGUGGAAGAACUGAGCAAGGCCUACGAGGACGACAGCGAUGACUACAGCAGCAUCAUGGUCAAGGCGCUGGGGGACCGGCUGGCGGAGGCCUUCGCCGAGGAGCUGCACGAGAGAGUGCGCCGGGAGCUGUGGGCCUACCGCGGCAGCGAGCGGCUGGACGCGGCCGAGCUGCGCCGGCUGCGGUACGAGGGCAUCCGCCCGGCGCCCGGCUACCCCAGCCAGCCCGACCACACGGAGAAGCUCACCAUGUGGAGACUCGCUGACAUCGAGCAGGCCACAGGCAUCAGGUUGACAGAGUCCCUGGCCAUGGCACCCGCGUCAGCAGUCUCAGGCCUCUACUUCUCCAAUUUGAAGUCCAAAUAUUUUGCUGUGGGGAAAAUUUCCAAGGAUCAGAUCGAGGAUUACGCUUCAAGGAAGAACAUGUCUGUGGCUGAGGUUGAGAAAUGGCUUGGACCCAUUUUGGGAUAUGAUACAGACUAACUUUUUUUAAAUUAUUUUUAUUUUUUUGCCUUUUCUAUACUUGAUGAUCUUCAGGGAAGUAUAAUCCAGAGUGCCUUUAAAAAUAACAACAAAAAUUCCAUGUGCGACUGGCUGACGCUGCCCUGCUUCUCGUUAUGGAAGACUGUUUGGUAGAAGCCUGUAGAGGGGCAGGGUCUUUCUCCAGUACCUGGAAAACAAGUGUUGUUUUUCAAGGACCUUGAAUGAAUGCCAGGAGCAGGGCUCUGAUGGUAUCCCUGGUCCCUCUGGGAUUGGGACAAACUGAAGAUAGAGGUCUUUUGCAUUUCAAAGCGAGUCAGCUUGCUUUUUUCCAUUUUUACCUUAAAUCUAGAAGGCCACUUAGUCUGGUUUUUUUUUUCCCUCUUAGGAAAAAAGCUGAAACUCAGUUGAAUAGAGAAAUGUGACCCUGUGGCAAAAUGAUGCUGUGAGAAAUGGGGCAUUUUAGUCUAAAUGGUUCUAACAGUGGACUCUGACAGGGAAGAAAGUAUAGCUCUGCUCUCUCUUCAGAAGACCUCAUUUUCUAAAGGCUCCAUUGAAUGGUUGCAGAAUUCCCUUUGGCAAAAGGCAUGCCCUCACUGCUUGCUUGUCAGAAAUACUCAAGCUGUUUGCCCCAGCAUGGUCAAGUAUAGUCAUGCUCUCCAAGCACUUUUGUCCUCUUGUAAUUUCAUGUUCCCUUGCCCUAAGGGGGAAAAAAAGAUAAGGGUGAUUAAUAUCUUUCAGUUGUUGUCAGGACUAAGCAGGUUCUUGGCUCAGCUGUGAUAUCCUAUGCAGAGUUGGACAGGUGGACAGCCUAAUGCCACUUAUUUCUUAUUUUAUUCUCUUUAAAUUCUUGAUAUAUUCAAUAAUGAAGAAUGGUGCCACCACCCAAGUAACAAGCCUCAAACUUACCCCUUGUCAUCUUUUUUCUUGGAUGAUUGCAGUUAUCUAAAAAAUGUGCACAUAGAGGGUCUGUGUGUCCUGCUUUAGUUGUGGUGGUGGUGGUGGACAUUCCCAGGAGAAGGCACGGUUGAAGCCUGAUUGGGGAUUUGAAGGAUGAAGACGAAGACACAAGGGAGGAACAGAUGAAGAACAUCUUUGUUCGCGAAUAGGAAUAUUAAAUGUUACAAAGGUAUCAGAUCUCCCUAAAUUGACCCAUAGAUUCAGUCUCUUGAGACACAAAGUACCAACUGCAAAAGAAAAAAUGAUUAAAUCAACUUGAUGAAACCUAUGGGCUUAGGUUAAGCAAACAAGCACUUUAAAUGAAAGGACAAGCCACAACUUGAGAAGCCAUUUAUAAUACAAAUAAACUGAGAAAGGAUUAGUAAUCAUAAUAUAUAGAGAAUUCCUAUUUUUUAAAAAAGUAGGAAAAUAGAGAAGAUUUGAAAAGGCAUUUCAUGGAAGAGAAGCAUCAAAUAAAAAGAUGUUCUACAGCAUUGAUGGCUAGGGAAAUAUGAAUUAAGACCAUAAUGAGAUUCCAUUUCACACUCAAAAGAUUUACAGAAGUUGGGUCUGACAGUACCAGGUGUUAAACAAGAUCUGUGUGAACUCAUAUGUUGUUGUGGGUGUGUAAACAGGCACAACUGCGUUAGAAAACAAUUGUGUCUUAAAAACAUGAACAUUUGCAGACCUUAUGAUCCAGCUAUGGACUCUCACUUGUAUGUCCAACAAAUUCUUGCAUGUGUUCACCAAGGAGGUAUGUGCAAGAGGAUUCAUAGUAACAUAUUCAUAAUUAAUAACUUGAAAAAGUGAAAUGUCUGCAGGAGAAGAGAUGAAUAAAUUACCUAUGUUUACCCUAAGGGAUAUGAUUCAAUAGUGAAAAUGACUGAACUGCAGCUAUACUUGACAAUAAAAAUGAAUCUCAGAAAAUAUUAAGGAAAAAAAAAAAA